AUGCGUCUUCAAAAUGUCUCUAGCAGCGUCCGCAGAAGAGGCUACAAGAACGGGUACAGUGCCAAAGUGAAGGAGCAUGAGAGAUUGGCCAAGCUGAUGCAUGUUUCCGAUCAACGGAAGUCCCGGUGGCGAUGUAAUUGUGUUGCUUUUCUUCCAUGCCCUCUGUUUUAUGAAGAAGAGAAUGGUAAUGGAAAAUAUCAAGCACAAGAGAAUUAUCAUGACCAUAUUUGUAACGACCUUGACCCAAUAUGGGAAAGCCCAUUUGUAUUUUUUGAACUCCCAAUCCCAAAAUCUCCUUUUCAUUUUAUUUUUGUCCCACAUUGGAAGUUUAGAAAACCUUUCUCCAUUCUCUUCUCCUAUAUAAGGAACUCUACCCUUUCUUUUCAUUCUCAUCAAGUCAAAGUAUUUCUUUGCACGUGACGAGUUGUUGUUGAAUUAUAUGACGACCAGUCACUAGUGAAUUUUUCCGGUGGGAUUUCCGGGUGAGCUUCCGGCGAGCUUCCGACGGGAUUUCUUGACGAGCUUCUGGUAAAUUUUUCUAGUAAGUUUGUCGCCUCCUUAUUUCUAGUUAUAGGAAUAUUUUAGGAAAGUUUCUAGUUUAGGAAAUAAGUUAUUUUAGGAAAGUUACAAUUUUAGGAAAGUUUCUAUUUUAGGAAAGUUUCUAUUUAGAGGAAGUUACUAUUUUUAGAAAGGUUCCAGUUUAGGAAAGUUUCCAUUUUUAGAAUCUUUAUUUCCUAAGACUCUGAGCCUAAACCGUUGAUACUCGUGUUGCAUUUGA
This is a messenger RNA of Brassica napus (rape), 778 nucleotides long. RefSeq lists its product as uncharacterized. The record is from RefSeq and is a predicted model, not a curated record. The transcript has 2 exons. NCBI's taxonomy places the organism in Eukaryota, Viridiplantae, Streptophyta, Magnoliopsida, Brassicales, Brassicaceae. The coding region runs from base 1 to 420 and encodes 139 amino acids.